Molecule: messenger RNA, 1740 nt
Organism: Sesamum indicum (sesame)
Lineage: Eukaryota; Viridiplantae; Streptophyta; Magnoliopsida; Lamiales; Pedaliaceae
Molecular function (GO): RNA binding
Source: RefSeq, a predicted model, not a curated record
CCCAAAAUAUAUUACCCCACAAUAAAUCCAUCGACCUUCACACAUCGGCAGCUUUCCCUUCGCACUGCUCUUCCAUCAGCCAUGGCGGAGGCCCAAACCCCUGUAAAUCAUGUUUCAAACCCGGACCACUACUCGGCUCCAGCUUCAAACCCUAAUACAAAUCCUGAUGCUCGGCCAGCACCAGCGGAUCUUCCAACUAUUGGUCCAGCGCCACCGCCUGCCAAGGAUUCACUUCCGGCAGAUAAUACGAGGCCAUCCAGUACCUCUGCUUCUGCUACCACCACCAUUACCUCUGGCGCUACGCUCAAGAGGCGGAGGGAAGAGGACGGUGCCGUGGACGCGGAGGCGGGGACCUCAACUGACAUUCCGGCGGCGAAGCGUCGAGUGAAGGCCACUCACGACAUUAUAUACCGGAUUGUGGUGCCUUCGAGGCAGAUCGGGAAGGUCAUAGGAAGAGUGGGUCAUCGGAUUCAGAAGAUUCGGGAGGAUACCAAAGCUACUAUCAAGAUUGCCGACGCUAUCUCUCGUCAUGAAGAGCGAGUUAUCAUUAUAAGCUCAAAAGACAGUGACAACGUUUUCUCUGAUGCAGAAAAUGCCCUUCAUCAAAUUGUUAGUCUGAUCCUCAAGGAUGAUGAUGGUAAUGUGGAGGCAGCAAAAGUUGGUCCUGGACAUGUGGCAGCUAAUACAGUAAGGCUUCUGAUUGCCGGUUCGCAAGCAGGUGGAUUGAUUGGAGUGUCGGGUCAGAAUAUAGAGAACUUGAGAAAUUCUUCUGGGGCAACUAUUACGGUUCUUUCUCCUAAUCAGUUGCCUCCAUGUGCAUCUGCUCAUGAGUCUGAUCGAGUUGUCCAGGUGAGAAACUCAGGGACUCAUCUUCCAGACAAACUUUUAAAGCUGAAUUGAACUUCAAUUUCUUACCAAUCCUCCUGUACUCUAAUAAAAAAAUUUAACUUGUGUAAUGUAAUAGACAAAGCUAACUUGUGUACCUUUAACUAAGCAACUAGGUGACUAAUUAAUUCAUAGUGAGACAUGGCUGUGCAUGCUUUUGUUAACAAGAAGAAUUUGCAAGAACUAUCUGUGUGUGUACCUUGGACAAGGAUUCCGUGAUAUAUCAGUAGGCCAACUGUGUUAAUCUCAGUGAUUUGUCUUAUCUUUCUUAUUUGUUCUUUGUGUCCUACAUUUGGCCAUCUAAAUUAUAUGUUAAAAUGUUCUUUUCUGAUAUAGCUGCUUAUGGGUCAACCUUUUGGCUAGAUUUGCGACUAGCAUGAGCUAGAAUUGAUUGAAUAAGUUUCAAACUGUAUAUCUAUAGAGUGUCUAACAGUGUCAGAGGUGAAGAGGCGGUUGUUGAAGAAGCGCAUUCAAGGGUUGUUCUAGUGCCCGAAGGACCUUCAUGAAUGGGGUUUUUUGCUAGAUCAUGUUAGGGAAAAGCAAAGCGUUCUUGCUUAUUAUAUUUUAAGAUUAUAAACUUAGUUAUAAAUGGCUUAAGUUGUCAGCUGGAAGAAGAAGAAAGAAAGAAAGAAAAGGAGUAAGUGGAAGGAUCCGCAAGGUUUAGCCACUCUUCUACUCAUAUUACCAAAAAAUGCAUCAGCUCCAAUUUUCUUGUUGUGAUUGAAGAGUUAAUAGCUUCUGCAUCAUGUUUGGUUCAUUGCCUAGUGGAUAAUGCUGACCCUGCUAAGGAAAUGAAAUACUCUUUUUGCCUGCCUAUUGAACUGCUAAGCGAAAAGUUAUAGCUUUUCCUUCAUA